ACAAGCUCUACGAUUUGCCUGAAUAACAUGAACAAAUAUUUAUUUCAACAAAAAUACUAGACAGUUCAGGUGGUCUCAUAAAGCGAAUAAAUAUGUCUAACAAAUCACAGACUCUUUUGGAUAUAUUCCAAGAAAUUCUCGCUGCGUCUGGAAAUUCAUCGGACAGCAGCAUCAAUGAAACUCAGAUACUAUCCAUGCUGCGAGAGCAGGCUACGAAGAACGGGGGAAACGAUAAUUUCGAAACUGUGCUGGUUAAAAUGAUGAAAGAUGUUAAGAGACAUCUAAAUUUUACCCUGAAACCAGACACGUGUGGGUACUGUGAGGGAGAUUUUAGAGAUAUCAUUGAAGCUUACAACGGCAUACAUGGAUAUGUAAGUCUAUUGGUAUGCACUAUUGGAGUAAUAGCAAAUACCAUGAAUGUGGCCGUGUUGACUCGGAGAGAUAUGGCGGCGGCACCAAUCAACAGACUACUCAAAUGGCUUGCGGUCGCCGAUGUCUUCGUCAUGUUGGAAUACGUGCCUUUCGUCAUAUAUAGAUAUUUGGUUUUACCAGAGAAAUUGGAUUUUCCGUACUCAUGGGCGAUGUAUCUUCUAUUUCAUAUGCAUUUCGCACAAAUACUGCACACCGCCUCCAUUUGUUUGACUUUAUCUCUCGCCAUAUGGAGGUAUAUUGCUAUAAAAUAUUCAGAUAGAAGCCAUAUUUUGUGUACAGAAAGACGUUGCAGUAUAGCCAUACUAACUAGUUUCAUACUACCACCGAUACUAUGCACGCCUACGUUUAUGGUCUUUGAUAUUCAUACAACGAAUGUUACGGAUGUUCACGGCAAUCCCGACAUAGUAUACCAUGUCGAUUCAGACUAUCAAGGUACACUGUAUCAGGCUAACUUUUGGGUACAUGCUGUUGUAAUUAAACUACUACCAUGUUCAAUCCUAACAGUUAUCAGUAUAUGGCUCAUAAGAGCUUUGUAUAGUGCGAAUAGACAUCAAAAGAAUUUGAGGAAUUACAGCGCUUGUCCCGCCGCAGAGAAAAUGGUUAAAAGACAAAACAAAGCAGACAAAAGAACUGAUAGGACAACAAAGAUGUUACUUGCCGUCUUACUGCUCUUUCUUGUGACUGAACUGCCACAAGGAAUCUUGGGGCUGAUGAGUGGAUUGCUGGGUUGGUGUUUCUUCAAAAGAUGCUACGAUUUGUUUGGGGAGUUGAUGGACUUCCUUGCGCUGCUGAAUGGAGCUAUCAACUUUAUACUCUACUGUUCUAUGUCCAGACAAUUCAGACAAACCUUUAGACAGAUGUUAUUGCAGCCACCCUUAGCUCGAUUUAUGCCUCCAACCUUGUCACACUCAGAUUCGCACAAUCAGAAUACGUGCACGGAAAAGGUUAAAAGAUAACUACAGCAAAACUUCAAUAUAAAUAUGAAUCGCAAAGACAUCCAUACCUUGAGGGUGACGUAAACAGCGCAGAGCUGUUCCAGCAAAUUGUGAACAUUUUCUGUAAUGUCUUAGCUAGACACCAAAGACAUGCAAACGAGGGAAAGACUUUGAAUUUGUAUGUGUUAAUACUGUGAAAAUUAAGCUUCAUUGUCGUAAUUAGAUAGAUAAAAUGUUAUUUAAAGAAAUGGUAUAUUUUAUUAGGGUCGCUAUGAGAUUACAGUAGUUUUAAAAAUAAAACUGUAUUCAAGACUGCAAUCCUGAUUUGGUAGUCAGGGCAUAGUCAAAGAUAUAUUACUUGAUUGUAGCUUUAUUAUGGUGAACAUAUUGCCCUCAUUUCAUCGAGGACAUAAGAAUUAAUUUUAGCUUGUAAUACUUUGUACUUGUAGCUCAGCAUCUGCGAAUAGGGCAGGAUGCAGCUACUGAAUGUGCUAAUUCUGACGAUUAAUCGAAUGUAUGUUACCAGCCUAAGCAGCGGGUAGCGACGAGGCGAAACGUGGGCGAGAUAAGAUUUGGGCUUACAUAGUUUAUUAACGGUAUUUAUCCGUUCAGAAAGUAUCAUACUUUAAAAGUAUUUCUUGGCGAAUGAUUCCUGGUACCACGUUAAAUAAAAAAAAAAUUACUUAGCUAAUCGGUAGAUACUAUAUAGCCUAAUAUGUAUUUUAGAGAUUGAUAAAUAACAAGAUAGUAAAUAAAUACAAUGUUAUGUUAAUCAAACACGUGUCUUGUUUACAAUUCAUUUUGUAAUGGAGACAACCUUGUGUGCUGUAUUGUACCGGUGUACAUUUGAGUACACACAUUUGGCUUAAACUGAUGGAGUACAGGGAAAUUUACUUUGUGCAUGACACAGAGAUUCUAUAGAAAUAAUCCAUUUUAUUUGAUUACACAGGUUGCUAUUGGCAACGCAUAUUGAGUUACUCUCGUUUCCAUUCGUUAUUUAUAUUAUCAUUCACUCGCUUUAUUCCGUUAACGAUUAUGUAUUAUUUUGUUUAGUUUGUAGAAAUAGUUUAACAUUAGAAUCAUAUAAUUUAUAAUGAUAUAAUUUCUACUUAAUUCUCUAGUUACAAGAGAAAGUUCUUAAUUUGACAUUAUUUUUUUGUAUAAAUUAAAAUAUCCAUUCUAUAUAUUCUAUUUUUAAAAAAUAGAGGCGUGUCAUAUGUGACGAAACGAAAGUAUAAAAUAAAAAUCGGUUUUAUUAUGAAAUUAUACGUUAAAUAAAUAUACAAUAUUUUCUAUUCAAGGACCACAUACAGAAGACUAUAAUACAUUAUGUACAGUAUAAAUAAAUGGAAUUUGUACUAAGAUCUUGUAUCCAAAAUAUAAUAAUUCUUCCGAUUUAAAAAUAAUUCGAUUAUUCAUAGAAUAUCUACUAACAAAUCUGACUUUUGAAAACAGUUCACAUAAAAGCUAUUGUAAUCAAUUUUAUUUACCAAAAACAUCAAUGUUCCAAUUAUAUUAGUUUAUAAAAUACCUAUAUUAACUUGGUCUGAUGAAUGACACAAUUGUUUAGAUUAAUUACUUUAUUACUACUUACUUCUUUAUCAACAGAUUUAAACAUAUUAAAUGUGAUGUUAAUUAAGAUUUAAACAAAUUUUAAUAGCCUGUCUUAACUUCAAUAAAAUAUAUUUCUAGUUAAUAUAAUGUAAAGGUAACUGCUGUGUAAUUUAAGAUAAGUAGAAAUAAAUGACUCCGAAUGAAAACUAGAUAAUAUAUUUAUAAAAACGUCUUUAUGUGUGAUUAUAUAAGUGUAAUUUACUUAGCUUUUAGUUGAUUAAUCAUUGCAAAACCUUGCAAAAUUAUGACAUCUUAACACGUUUUGUACAGGUACUAUAAUAAAGCAUUAUUAAACAAACCAUCUAUUAGGCGAAUUACCUAUUGGCGAACAAUACAAUAAAUCUAAUACGCCGUAGUCAAAUAUUGAUGUUAUAUUUGUUUGUAAAUAGUAUAUUAAAUGUGUAGAGUUAA
This is a messenger RNA of Achroia grisella, 3392 nucleotides long. It is a transcript of the gene NGR-A8, whose product is annotated as G-protein coupled receptor dmsr-1-like. Gene Ontology annotation, cellular component: membrane. Bases 93 to 1388 code for a protein of 431 amino acids. Lineage: Eukaryota; Metazoa; Arthropoda; Insecta; Lepidoptera; Pyralidae. The transcript has 7 exons. Gene Ontology annotation, molecular function: G protein-coupled peptide receptor activity. The record is from RefSeq and is a predicted model, not a curated record. Gene Ontology annotation, biological process: G protein-coupled receptor signaling pathway.